Molecule: messenger RNA, 2663 nt
Organism: Homalodisca vitripennis (glassy-winged sharpshooter)
Lineage: Eukaryota; Metazoa; Arthropoda; Insecta; Hemiptera; Cicadellidae
Product: DDB1- and CUL4-associated factor 5-like
Exons: 10
Coding region: 202-2031 (609 amino acids)
Biological process (GO): negative regulation of fatty acid biosynthetic process
Cellular component (GO): Cul4-RING E3 ubiquitin ligase complex; cytoplasm
Molecular function (GO): protein binding
Source: RefSeq, a predicted model, not a curated record
GUGCCGAUCAGCAUUGAGCACUGCAGCUGCUGCAGAUAGUUUGGGCAUGGUUGUCAUGUUUGUGUUAUGAUCAAAUUCUAUUAAUAAUAUUUUAGUCCAACUACUUCGGUGGUGAAAUUAAGUUAUUUUUUAUUUACAUUCUUAGAGUAACUUUAGGAAUGAUUAGUUUAUAAAAUACGUAUAUUAGAUUUUCACAAUAUAAUGUAUAAACCUAGGUCAAAAUCUAUAUCGAACACUGUUGGAUAUUUGUUUAAUCGGGAAUAUAGUGAUUCUCCAAAUGCAUUAAAACAAAAUAUAUUGAGUGUUCGGUUAAACAAAGCAAAAUCCUUGUAUAGUAAAAACUUGUUAGCCCAUUUUGGUUGUGUGAACGCUAUCGAGUUCUCCAAUGGUGGAGAGUUUCUUGCCUCAGGAGGCGAUGAUCGCAGAGUCUUGUUGUGGAAUGUGGAAGAGGCACUGGAUGGUGCCAGUCGACCCACUGCCAUGCGAGCACAACACAUCAGUAACAUUUUCUGUCUGGUCUAUGACAGCAAGAACACAAAGAUAUUCUCAGCUGGCAACGAUGAUCAAGUCAUCAUUCACGAUACAAUAACAGGGGAUCCCGUUGACUACUUUCUUCACGAGCAGCCAGUCUACUGCCUGUCUAUUGACCCGUUCAAUGACAACGUGUUUGCCAGUGCCUGUGAGGAUGGGAGGAUACUCAUCUAUGAUAUUCGGGAACCUACCAGUUCAGAUCCAUUUGCACUAGCGGUAUGUAGUUCUGCAUUCCAUGGAGUCAUGUUUAACCCCUGUGAGUCUCAACUAGUAGCAACAGCCAAUGCCAAAGAUGGAGCUGCACUGUGGGAUGUGCGCAAGCCUAAAGAGGUCCUGGUACGUUAUGGGUCGGCGGAGAGUUGCAUGUCCGUACGAUGGGAUGGCAGGGGACACCGUCUCCUCGCAUUGCGCCGUAGAAUGCCACCAAUCCUCUACCCAGUAGAUUCACCAUUCCAUCUGGCGCAGUUUGACCAUUCUUCCUAUUACAACUCAUGCACCAUGAAGAGCUGCAGUUUUGCUGGUGAAAAUGACCAAUACGUGCUCUCUGGCUCAGAUGACUUUAAUCUGUACAUGUGGAAAAUUCCAGAGAGUGGACCAGGAACAUGGGUACCUUCUGCCCACAUGAUUCUCACUGGACAUCGCUCUAUUGUCAAUCAAGUGCGUUUCAAUUCCACUAACCAUCUGAUUGCUUCAUCUGGUGUUGAGAAAAUGAUAAAGGUUUGGAGUCCUUUUCCUUUGCCAAACUCAAAUGGAGAUGACACACAUCAUCGAAGAGUCUUUUCUCAUGAAGAAUACAUUGGUUUAGUUUUGUCCAGUGGCCAGUUUAUCUCGCAUGACUACAGUCACGAAUCCACAAAGGAAGACCCACGGAUGAUGGCUUUUUUCGAUUCCUUGGUGCAGCGUGAGAUAGAAGGUUGGACAUCAGGGCCAGACAGUCACAGUGAACCUCCCUCCCCACUCGCCUCAGAUCAUGUCAUAUGUGAUGAUUCUUCAAGUUGCAGUGGAUCUGAAAAUGAAGAAAAAAAUCAUAAAGGUAAAGAAGGAUCCAAGGAUACUGUUAAAAACCGCAUAGUUGAACUAAUUGCACGUAAACGAGCCCAGUUGAUUCGCAUAGCGCAGAACUCUCGUGCAAAGGAGAACAAUACUUCUGAUUCCAGUGAUAGUGGAACCGCAGUUAGCAAUCAUCGUAAACAUGCUUGCAAGCGGAAACGAAGAAGAUGCGUUUCCACUAGCUCAGAAUCCGAUAACAAGUCUUCAGUGAAAUCGACUCAUUCCACUUCAAAUGAAAAGAGGAAAAAACUAUUAGACUGGGAGGAUGAUAAUAGUUCUGAUGCUACAGAUCGAGACACUUCAUCCACAACAACACUGAAAGACCCUUCUAAUAGCUCGGAAACUCCUGACAGUGGCAUAGCGCUGCGGGACAGACCUACUUCGAGUAAAUUUAAAUCACGGCCACACAGAAAUUACCGACGUCAUUUACCUGAUUCAGAUUCGGAUUAAGUCAAGUUCUAUCUGCUAAAUUUCUUUCUUCUCUGUCUGAUGAAACUUUGCAUUUUAUUGAUUUUUAAUAAGCAGUAGCCUGGAAUUUUUAAGAUUGAUUUUCCAAUAUGUUAAACUGCAUUUUGUUUUGAACUUCCUUUGUUAUGGAUGUAGUUUGUAAACUUACUAAGUUCUUUAAUGUUCUUUAAUAAAAUUAGCAUUGUGAACUGUGUACAAAUGUUUAAUGUAUGAUUUGAAAAUGUUACUGUGUAUACAUUGUUUUUCUCUAAAAAAAUGUUAAAUAGUAACUAAGCAAAUUAUCAGAUGUUCUAGAUGCGUUUAUCUUAUUUUUCACUAAAAUUAACAGACAGAGUUUGAAGGAUACAUUUCAAAUUAGAGCCUUCUUUAGCUUUAAAUUUGCUUCAUAUAAAUGGACUGCGAUGUAUCUAUAAAUUAUUGAUGUUAAUAUAUAAUAUUAUAAUCAUUCGAUGUAAAGUAGAACUUUGCGUCAUCAUGAAUGUGAAUGAGUGUAAAUACUAGUUUAAUGGAUGUAAACUACGUAUCCUUUUAUUGAAAACUAUUAUUAAUUUAGACUUUUAUUUCUUGUUGUUUUAUUUUAUUUCUGAGUUUAUUAGGCUUAAAUUGUAUAUAUU